Messenger RNA from Gongylonema pulchrum, 330 nucleotides. The record is from the annotation of a GenBank genome assembly. Lineage: Eukaryota; Metazoa; Nematoda; Chromadorea; Rhabditida; Gongylonematidae.
AUGCCAUUAUCACUGCAGUCAUUUUCUGUCGCUUCUCAGAUCAACGAGAAAGCGAGUGCAUUUUUCUCCGCUAUUGCGAGAUAUCAACAAGUAUGCGGUAAAAAAGGUGAUUACAUCUACACGUUACUGCAUUAUCAGCACAGGAAAUGGCCUGCGCAGCACCGUAAGCUGCUGCAUCUGCUAACGCGUAAAGUAAACCAUUCGGUCGAGUUGCCUGUGCGGCCCACUGUCAUUCAGCUGGAUCAGAAUCUACUUGAACCGUACAUCUUAUUUUCAAAACUGAUGUGUGGAUCACAGCCGGUUCCAGACCUCCAUGGGACAGUAAGCUGA